UGUUUUUAUAGUUGUUUGGCGCCAAUGCUGUGUCAGUUUUUGUUCGAUCCGUUAUUAAACGCCAAAAUUUGUCAAUAAUUUUAAUCAUUAACUUUAAAUUAUAAAGAUAAAUUAUAAAAAAUGAGUACUCAAGCCGUUCCGGAUGUAAAGGCACCAGUUGCACUAACGCACGCUUCUUCAGAGAAGAUGUCUCGUCAUGAAAUGCUGCGUUGGAUUAAUACAACCGUCCAAGGCGAAUAUACAAAAAUCGAGGAUCUCUGCUCAGGUGUUGCUUAUUGCCAAAUUAUGGAAAUGCUCUUCCCGAAUUCAGUUGGUGCGAAAAAGAUAAAAGCCAACGCAAAAUUGGAACAUGAAUUUUUACACAAUUUGAAACUCUUCCAAAUGGCGUUCACACGUAUAAACUACGAAAAGUCCGUGCCGAUUGAGCGUUUGAUAAAAGGACGUUUCCAGGAUAACUUCGAAUUUCUGCAAUGGUUUAAGAAGUUUUAUGAUGUGCAUGCAGCCGGUAAAGAAAAUGUAAAGCUUCCGAAUACACAAAAGCCACAAAUCCAUCAUAAAACAGUAAAAGCAACUAAAAAAGUGCUGAAUCGGGGAGGUUCGGAGAUGACACCACCAACGGCGAAUUCAACGCAACUUAACGUGGAUGAAAGUGGUUCGCCACGAAGCCUGCGAUCUCUGCAAGAGACUCGUGAUAAACUAGCUGAGCAGACCGCGAUAAUAUUAAAUGAAAGAAAUUUCUAUUAUAAAAAACUACUCGAUGUUGAAAAUGUGUUGAAAGAAUUCACAGAUCACGACGAGUUGUGUGAACGUGCACUGGCCAUAUUAUAUGCCACCGAUACUGAUGUCCAAGGAAAUGGAAAUAAUGAGUCGGGAUGCGAGACCGCGGAGUUGUAAAUUCAUAAUUGUGUGUUAUACUUUGAUUAUAAAUAUUGAAUUUUUGAUUAUGUGUAUGUUAUUAGUUUUAUUCAAAUGUUUUUACGAUAAUAAAACUUUUUGUGUAAUGUA
Molecule: messenger RNA, 1005 nt
Organism: Zeugodacus cucurbitae (melon fly)
Lineage: Eukaryota; Metazoa; Arthropoda; Insecta; Diptera; Tephritidae
Product: microtubule-associated protein RP/EB family member 1
Exons: 4
Coding region: 121-894 (257 amino acids)
Biological process (GO): protein localization to microtubule plus-end; spindle assembly; regulation of microtubule polymerization or depolymerization
Cellular component (GO): spindle midzone; cytoplasmic microtubule; microtubule plus-end
Molecular function (GO): microtubule plus-end binding
Source: RefSeq, a predicted model, not a curated record